Molecule: messenger RNA, 244 nt
Organism: Dentiscutata erythropus
Lineage: Eukaryota; Fungi; Glomeromycota; Glomeromycetes; Diversisporales; Gigasporaceae
Source: the annotation of a GenBank genome assembly
AUGUCUGAUACUGUAUCAGAAAAUUCUUCUAAAAAAACUAAAAGAGGCCGUAAAGAAGAUGAUGUUUGGGAUCAUUUUACUAAAGAAUCUAUAGGAGAAGGUCACUAUUCAGCAGUAUGUUCAUAUUGUUCUGAAAAAUGGAGUAGAGGACGACCAGAUGAAUUAAAAUCUCAUUUAGCAUUAUAUUGUGAUGGUGUACCAAAUGAUAUUAAAAUAGAAUAUUUAGAAAUAUUGGCUACUAUUA